CAGCCAUGGCAUCGAUGUGUCCGUAUCGGGCAGGCGGAUGCAUUGCCCGCAUGCUAAGCGCAGCGCUCCCGGAGUCGGACUGAUCAGCCAGACUGGCGGCGUGUGCAGCUGCCGCAGGAGCAUUAACCAUGUCUCUCUCUCCCUUCGCAGAGCCUGCCCUGAUCCUGUCCCCCUCCAUGGAAGCGCAGAUGGUGCAGUCGCUGGGCUUCGCCAUCUACCGGGCGCUGGACUGGGGGCUGGACGAGAGCGAGGAGCGGGAGCUGAGUCCGCAGCUGGAGCAGCUCGAGGGCGGCUGCGGCCUGGCGGACGAGGGCUACGGGGGGCAGGACGAAGAGGAGGAGGUGGCGGGGGGGCUCCCCCGGGCCGUGCGCUCCUUCGGGCAGGCCAUGAGGCUGUGCGCCGCUCGCCUGACGGCCCCCCGCGAGGCGCAGCUGCACUACCAGGCCGUGUGCAGGGCCCUCUUCGUGGAGAUGCUGGAGCUGAAGGCUUUCCUCACCAAGAUCCGGGACGCCAAGGAGAUGCUGAGGAAGCUGAAGGAGGAGGAGGCGGGGCCGGGGGAGAGGUGGGCAGAGGAGCUGGACAGCCUGCGGAACACAGACUGGGCCCGGCUGUGGGUGCAGCUGAUGCGGGAGCUCCGCCACGGGGUCAAGCUGAAGAAGGUCCAGGAGAAGCAGUACGACCCCCUGCCCACCGAGUACCAGCUGACCCCCUUCGAGAUGCUGAUGCAGGACAUCCGGGCACGCAACUACAAGCUCCGCCAAGUCAUGGUGGAUGGGGACAUCCCGCCCCGGGUGAAGAAAGACGCCCACGAACGGAUCCUGGAUUUCAUACGCUCACGGCCGCCACUGAAACAGGUAACGUCCGGGGGAACUGGAGUGCCCGGGCCGUGUGGCCCCCGACUGCCUGGACUCAGAGCCCGGGAGAGGCCCCGGGAGGAGAGGGCUUGUCGGCCGCUGACUCCGGAGUUCAGCCACCCCGUGGAGAGCCUGGCCCUGACCGUGGAGGAGAUGAUCAACGUGCGCAGGGUGCUGGUGAAGGCCGAGAUGGAGAAGUUCCUCCAGAGCAAGGAACUCUACAGCAGCCUGAAGAAAGGGAAGAUAUGCUGCUGCUGCAAAGCCAAGUUCCCCUUGUUUUCCUGGCCCUCCGCCUGUCUCUUCUGCAAGAGGUCCGUCUGCACCUCCUGCAGCCUGAAGGUAAGAGACUUCCGGGAGUGUGCCCCGUGUCUGGGGCCUCGUCUCGUUGUCGAAGGCCCUGUCCCAGGGGGAACAGGUCGGGCAGCGAUCUCAGGGUGCCGGCGGGUCGGACAGCGAUCUCAGGGUGCCGGCGGGUCGGGCAGCGAUUUCAGGAUAACCAACGAGGAAUCGGAGGAGGCUCUAGCGUGCAACGAGGAGAGAGCAUGUUCCAGACUGACAGAGCAGGAUGGCCCAGGGAACGAUGAAGAGGCUGAAACUGGAGCGCCAGAGAGCAAUGGGCAGAGAUGUGGCGAGGAUGCUCAACAGCAGGACCAGACGGUGACAAACCUGCAGCCUGUGUCCGCCAACAAGCCCCGGAAGAAGAAGAAGAAACGGAAGAACAAGAGAACUGUGGCUGGCGAGGCUCCGGAGGACGAUGACCUGGAAGACAUCGACAGCCUCCUGGAGAAGAUGGAGGAGCCCAAUGGGCUGCUGUGCGAAACCAAGAGCGGUGUCGUGGCAGACAGUCGGCCGCUGCUCUACGUAGAGCACAGGAACUUGAAUGCAGAGACGGAGCUGAAGAGGUACUUCGGGGCUCGGGCCGUGCUGGGCGAUCAGAGGCCCCGGCAGAGGCAGCGUCAGUACGUCCGCAGCACGUGGCUCACCAUCCCCAAGAUCAGCUGGCCACGCUACAGCAAAACAGGCUUGGCCAUGAAGCUGCUGGAGACCAGAAGAGGGGUCCAGCACUUCACAUUUGAGCACCAUCGAGAGUACCAGCAAGUGCAGUUCCGGUUCCUGGAUGCAGUGGAGUCUCUGGACCCAAACAAUAUCGUGCUUUUGCUCCAGAUGAACCCCUACCACGUGGAUUCGCUGCUGCAGCUCAGCGAGGUGUGCCGCAUGCAGGAGGAUCAGGAGAUGGCCCGAGACCUCGUAGAGCGAGCGCUGUACAGCCUGGAGUGUGCGUUUCACCCCGUGUUCAGCCUCACCAGCGGGACCUGCAGGCUCGAUUACCGGAGACCUGAGAACAGAUGCUUCUACCUGUCUCUCUUCAAACACAUGAUCUUCCUGGAGAAGAGGGGCUGUCCCCGGACAGCCCUGGAGUUCUGCAAACUCAUCCUAAGCCUUGAUCCGGAGACCGACCCGCUGUGUGUGCUGCUGCUCAUUGAUUUGCUGUCGCUCCGAGCCAGAGAGUACGCCUUCCUGACGCGCAUGUUCCAGGAGUGGGAGGGUCACCGGAACUUGUCCCAGCUCCCGAACUUCGCCUUCUCGGUCCCGCUGGCCUAUUUCUUUCUGAGCCAGCAGGAAGAGCUCUCGGAAGUGGAGCGAAGCCAGGCGCAGGAAAGAGCUGCCCACCUUCUCCAGGGCGCGCUGAUCAUGUUCCCCAGCGUUCUCCUGCCGUUGCUCGAUCGCUGCAGCGUGCAGCCGGACUCCACGGUGGCUUCGCAUGCCUUUUUCGGCCUCCACACUCAGAUCAGCCAGCCUCCUGCCCUGACCCAGCUGGUCGCCCUGUACAUUGGAAGGACUCACUCCCUGUGGAAGGACCCGGGCGUCAUGGCGUGGCUGGAAACCAGCGUCCAUGAGGUGUUACGGAGGGUGGAGGCGAGUGAUCCGGCAGUGGAGGAGUCUGCGCAGAACAAACGCAGGCAGCUGCCGAGUGCACCCUUACAGCAGCGCAAGGCUGGUCCUUUCUGCGAGCCAGACGGCGGUUGGCAGGGCUCUGAUUUCUGUCUCUCUCUGAAGGAAGUGACGUCCCAGCCUGUGAUGGGGUUUGACCCCCUGCCUCCGCUGGACUCCAUCACUUCCUAUACGAGACCAGAAAGGACGAAUCAUCCCUCCAAUGAAAGCACUUUAUCGCUCUUUUUCCGAUCCCUGCUGCCAAAUUUCACCUUGCAGGGGGAAGCCCGGCGUGACGAGGCUGGAGCUGGACAAGAUCUGAACCAGGGUGUGAACAGGCUGAUGGCGGCCAUGCGGGACAUGCUGGCCAAUAUCCAGUUCCAGGAGCCUCCGCGGGACGAGAACCCCGAGGGUGACGCCGACUGGGACUGAAAGCACCUUCCCCCUCCCCUCACCGUGCGGUGUUAUGCCCCUGAUUUGUGGGGCAGUGGAAUAAAGAGCCCCCCCCCCCAGAGCAGAGCCCCAGGCGUUGUUCCUGCUCUUGGGGCUCUGCUGA
Messenger RNA from Pelodiscus sinensis (Chinese soft-shelled turtle), 3342 nucleotides. Lineage: Eukaryota; Metazoa; Chordata; Testudines; Trionychidae. The record is from RefSeq and is a predicted model, not a curated record.